Aricia agestis (brown argus) is the source of this 558-nucleotide messenger RNA. Its product is annotated as keratin, type II cytoskeletal 2 epidermal-like. The record is from RefSeq and is a predicted model, not a curated record. Bases 1 to 558 code for a protein of 185 amino acids. Lineage: Eukaryota; Metazoa; Arthropoda; Insecta; Lepidoptera; Lycaenidae. The transcript has 3 exons.
AUGAGAGUGCGCGAUUUGAUUCACGAGCUGCAAUUACACGAGGCGAGAGGGCAGCAUAAGAGAGCUACAAAAAAGGAAGGAAUUGUGAGCUCACGAUACGGCGGGGUAAAAUAUUAUGAUAGCGAGACAGGAAAACGUCAGGGCGAGGGCGGGGGCGGGGGUGCAGCGGGCGGCACGUCUCAGGGCGGCGUGUCUCAGGGUGGCGUUUCCCAGAGUGGCGUGUCUCAGGGUGGCGUAUCCCAGCGCGGCGUAUCCCAGGGCGGCGUAUCCCAGGGCGGCGUAUCCCAGGGCGGCAUGACUCAGAGCGGCGUGUCCCAGGGCGGUGGGUAUCAGGGUAGCGUGUCCCAGGGCGGUGGUUCUGAGGGUGGCGUAUUCCAGGGCGGCGUGUCUCAGGGCGGCAUAUCUCAGGAUGGCGUGUCUCCGGGCGGCGUAUCCCAGGGCGUUAUUUCUCGGGCUGGCGUGUCUCAGUGCGGCGUAUCCCAGGGCGGCAUCUCUCAGGAUGGCGCAUCCCAGGGCGGCAUAUCUCAUGGCAGCGUGACUCAGGGCGGCGUGACUUAG